Marmota monax (woodchuck) is the source of this 1756-nucleotide messenger RNA. RefSeq lists its product as uncharacterized. Lineage: Eukaryota; Metazoa; Chordata; Mammalia; Rodentia; Sciuridae. The record is from RefSeq and is a predicted model, not a curated record. The transcript has a single exon. Gene Ontology annotation, biological process: virion assembly.
AUGGGGCACUCACUGACCACUCCUUUGAGCCUCACUCUAGAUCAUUGACAAGAUGUUCAAGAUCGGGCAAACAACCUGUCCGUGACAAUCAAGAAAAAGAAAUGGAAAACACUCUGCACCUCGGAAUGGCCAGCCUUCAACACUGGCUGGCCGGCAGAAGGGACUUUUAACAUUAAUCUUAUCUUACAGGUGAAAUCCCAAAUCUUUACCCAUGGUCCUCAUGGACACCCCGACCAGGUACCCUAUAUAGUUACCUGGGAAGAUCUGACCUCCAAUCCACCCCCUUGGGUGGUUCCUUUCUCUCCUCCCAAACCCCUUGAACCUUCUGCUCCCCUCAUCCCCGUUCCCCCUCCCCCUUCUCAAACCUCUCAACUUUACCCCGUUCUUAACAAAUCUGAGACCUUAAUUAAAGCAGGGGCAACACCAAAGAAGGUUCUGCCGCCAGAAGACUCAACUCUGAUUGACCUGCUGACUGACGAGCCUCCUCCUUACCAGCCCCAACCCUUACAAGCCCCUGAGCCCGAUCAACAAUCCUCAGAGGAGGAAAACAACCAGGAGGGUCCAACCGCCAGUGCUCCCCCGGAUCCAUCUCCCAUGGUGGGACGACUCCGGGGACGUCGAGACCACACCGCCUCAGGGGACACCUCUAAAGUCCUCCCCCUAUGAAAAACAGGGGGCCCCAAUGGCCAAUAUCAGUACUGGCCUUUCUCUGCCUCUGACCUCUAUAACUGGAAAACCCAUAACCCUUCCUUUACUAAGGACCCUAUAGCUCUAACUUCUUUGAUUGAAUCUAUUCUAGUAACUCACCAGCCAACAUGGGAUGAUUGCCAGCAGCUCUUACAGAUACUCCUCACUUCAGAGGAAAAACAAAAGGUUCUCUUGGAAGCUCGCAAAAAUGUGCCAGGGGACGAUGGGCGCCCCACCCAACUCCCAAAUUUGAUUAACGAAGCUUUUCCUUUAACCCGGCCAAACUGGGACUAUGCAACUGAAGCAGGUAGGAACCACCUACGUCUCUAUUGCCAGUUACUCAUAGCGGGUCUCCAUGGAGCAGGGCGACGGCCCACCAAUUUGGCUCAGGUAAGACAGACUAUCCAGGGGUCAGAGGAAACUCCAACAGCCUUCCUAGAGAGAUUAAAAGAGGCUUAUCGGAGGUUUACUCCCUUUGAUCCUGAUAGUGAGGACCAGAAAGGAAACAUCUCUAUGGCUUUUAUUUGGCAGUCCGCCCCAGACAUCAGGACUAAAUUGCAAAGAUUAGAUAAUCUACAGGAAUUUUCUCUAGCAGAUUUACUGAAGGAAGCUGAAAAGAUAUUUAACAAAAGAGAAACUCCAGAAGAACGAGAAGAUAGGAUUAGAAAGAUGCAAGAAGAACGAGACCUUAAGCUUAGGGAAGAAUCAGAUAAGAGAGAGAGGGAAAAAGACCUGAGGCAUAACAGGGAACUGAGUAAGAUAUUGGCCACUGUAGUUCAGGCAGGACAGCAGGGAGACAAGAUAAACAGGGACAGGGAACGGAGCAAACCCCGUGUAGACCGAGACUAAUGUGCCUACUGCAAGGAAAAAGGACACUGGGUAAAAGACUGCCCAAAGAGACCCCCCAACCCCAGAAGAGGUACAAAUUGGACCCCCCAACUGCUAGCCUUAGACGAAGACUAGGGGAGUCAAGGCCAGGAGCUCCCCCCUGAGCCCCGGGUAACUCUGCAAUUAGGGGGGCAACCUGUGACCUUCCUAGUGGAUACAGGAGCCCAACACUCGGUGCUGA